Molecule: messenger RNA, 4838 nt
Organism: Pocillopora meandrina
Lineage: Eukaryota; Metazoa; Cnidaria; Anthozoa; Scleractinia; Pocilloporidae
Source: the annotation of a GenBank genome assembly
AUGGCGGACGUUCCGGAGAAUGCUCCUGAACGUAAGAUUUUAUGUAUUUUUCCAUUUUCUCUGCGCGAUCUGAAAAAUUGACCAUUGAGAUUUUUUUUAUCUGACUUAAUUUAUUUUUCUCUAUCUUAACAGACUGCCCAGGAACGGGUAGUGAGCAGGCGGGGAAGGGGACUGCUUGUCAAGGAUGUCCGAACCAGAAUAUUUGUUCCUCCUCCAAACCUUUGGGACCAGAUCCAGGUAAUCUGAUUGCAUUUCGCAGCAACAUAAAACUCAUAUUACAUACUGCUGUAAUGAAAAUUUCCUUCUUUCCCAUUUCAAGGGGAGAAAUGAAAAACUGAAAAUUGUGUAUUGUCAUUAUUAACAUGAUUACGUGCGUAUGUUGUGUUUCCCACAGAUCGAGGUUGACCUUUACAUUACUUUUCUUAAGCCCAAUGGGACAGAAAAUUUCCCCCGACGGAUCGUCAUGACUUAAUGAAAAAAAUUCUCUUAUUCCUUCAAAACCUCACUGCGAUACCAACAAGAGACGAAAAAUUAAAAUUAUGCACCGUCAUUCCCCGUAGACAAACGUCGUCAUGGGUUGCCUCUGUGUUUCUUUAUGGGAAAGAAUUCCCUGGGUACAUAACGUCGGCCAAACACACAGAGAGCCUCAAUGAAUCUUACUGACCUGACGUACCUCAGAUAAGCCCUUCAUUUUCCAAUUUUCACUCCCCACUAUGUUCAAAGUGAUAUCCUUUGGGUAUCUUUGUAUUUACUAUCAAGGAAUCAAAAUUUUUAUUCUAAUCUAAUGUAACAUUUUGCUAUACGUGUUUUGUAUUGUAAAUUGUAUCCUGUUAGAGAAUGAGCUACUUCUGUGAAGGGGCUUUAAGGAGGAUUUUUCAACAAAGGAUUAUUUUGACAAUCCCUACUUAAAAUUAGGUAGUCCCCUAUCUAGUUGUUGUUGAAGGAGACAGUUCAUAAGCACAUCUUAUUGGAAUGUAUAGGAACCAAAGAGAAUGAUAUAUUUUUAUGAAUGAUAACUUUCCUGAUUCAGGAGGGGGCAAAUUUGAAUUUGCCACAAGAAUACUGCACCUUUUAUAAAUGUUCUUGUCGUGAAAAGCAGUAAUGAUAGACAACUUUUAACAAAUUGCUGUAGGCAUAAAACCUCCUUUUAAUGAUUUUCAAUUCACUAAAUAAAGAAAUUAUAUCCUUGCUUUAGCUGUGGAGGAAGUAAAGGAAAGAAUGACAACUGUCAAGCACAAGAUCUUGGUGCUAUCUGGUAAAGGUGGAGUUGGGAAAAGUACCUUUACAGCCCACCUGGCUCAUGGUCUGGCUGCUGAUGAAAGCAAACAGGUACAAUUCUUUGUAGUAGAGGAAAGAUCAUGGCAGUCAAGUACUGUAAUUAUGACUUAUGAAAGUUGAUUAUAGAAGCACAGUGCCCAAUUUUUCAUUGAGAGUGCUGCAGUGGUAUUUGUUUUGCCACACUAGUUUAAUUUAUGAUUUGAAUCCCAUUCAAGCUUGAAUUUUUUUCAGGUCUUGAUUUGUUUCAGAGAAGUACAAUGAUCUUCUUUCUUGAGUCUUUCAUUUGAAUGCAUAAUUUUCAUAUUUCCCCUAAGGUGAAAUUAAACUGUUUCUCAUGACAAAAACUUUACUUUUACAUAAUUCUACAGGGAGAAAUCCAUAAGAUUUAAAGGGUGGUGGGAAGAAAAAAAACAGCCAUGGAUGUACCACUUCUUCUUAAUGAUGCACUCGAUAGAAAUCUGCAUGGUUUGAAGCUUAUAGAUUUUGAAACAUUUAGAGGAAGUGAUAGAGAAAAUUUGUUCAGGGCAGUGUUCAUUCUCAUCAACAUUCUCUCGUAGAUCAACCCCUUCAGGAUUUUUUUACAGGAAAAACAACACUAAAAACAAAACAACAUCAACAAUGUUUUCUAUGAAUUCAUAUUUUCUAUGAAUUUCAGAUUGCAGUGUUGGAUGUUGAUAUCUGUGGCCCUUCUAUACCCAAAGUGAUGGGUCUUGAGGGUGAACAGGUAAAGAUGAGUUGGUUGUUUUUAUUUUUCAUUUUAUAUUUUAAAUGUAUUUAAACAUAUUUUCAUUGUUUUCCCCAAAAGCACCAACUGGCUUAGCAAGGGGGGGGGGAUUACAAUUCCUCUUGGUGAAGGCUACACACACCUCAGACAUGCUUAACAAUUCUGAGAAAAUAUCUGAUAAACAGAAUGCAUCAUUUAGUUCACCUUAAUCUUCUUCUUUUAAUGCAAUUUGCUUUCUAUUGUAAUAUUAAAGAAAAGACAGUGACAUUACUUUCCAGCUAAUUAACCAAUGUGUUUUGUUCACAGGUUCACCAAAGUGGUUCAGGAUGGUCACCUGUGGUAUGUGGCUUUCAUAGUAGUCUCAUUUUCUUUAUUGAGCUUAAAUAUAUUAAAUUUAUGAUUUGUCUUGUUGAUGUAAUGGAGUGAUCAUUUUUUUUUCUCACAACCCCUUACCCCUUUCAUAGCAGAGAGAAAAGAGAGAGAGUCAAUUAUUUUUCAUAAUAAAAACAUUUUAGCCCUUUUACUUCUAGAGGUGAGAGAUUUGUAACUUCUCUCUACAACAUCAUUAUAUGGUACAUUAUCUAGUAAACAGCUAAUGAGUAUACUCAAGCUGAUCUGGUAGAAUUUUUUACCUUGAUCCAACACAUAAUUCAUGUAACUGAUUUACAAGGAAAUGUGUAUUAGCUAGAGAGGAGAAUUAGCAAUCAGAUCAUGGAAGUUAAGGAGUUAACAGGUUGGUUCUGUUCUAUUCAGUAUGUAGAGGACAAUCUUGGUGUUAUGUCUGUGGGGUUCUUGCUAAGCAGCCCCAGUGAUGCAGUUAUUUGGAGGGGACCCAAGAAAAAUGGUAAGAAUGUGUCCUUUCACAGCAGCCUUUGGGCAAGAAAACAGCCACUCACAAUGUGUUUAUCAAUCCAAUUGCCUGAGUAGACUAAGAAAAUGUUAUAGUUUUGUGAAUCCCUCUUUCCCCAGGCAUCAAGGAAAGGGUAAUGCCUUGAUUUCGGGAAAUUGGGACAUUUCUGGAUUUACAAACAUCCUCUAAUCUGAGGGCAGUAGUUAAGGAAGAAGAAAAAAAAUGACUACCAUCUCUAAUGAAAUGAUUAUCAACUGAGUUGUGUGGAACUAGCUGGGGAAACUUCCAGUCUGUCCCUCCCAUUCAGUCUUCAAAAUAGGUACAUAUCAUCAUUAACCCUUUAAACCCCUAAGAGUGACCAGCAUCUAGUUUCUCCUUACAAUAAUACUGCUGAAUCCUUCAUUUAAGACCAUGAGAAUAAAGGAAAUGAUCACCAAAUAAAGAGGCUCUUGAUUGUUAAACAAAUUCUCCUUGUCAGCACCUUUAGAAAUGUGUAGAUAACAAUAAGGAGAUUAUACAUACUGAUGUUAGGAUGUCAAGGGUUAAUCUUCACCAUAGAUGAGCAAAGGUUUCAGUGUGUCUUGCCUGUCUACCUGAACAGUCAUCUAAUCUAGUAUAAUGACUGGUUUUUGGUUUACAGGUUUGAUCAAACAGUUUUUACGCGAUGUUGACUGGGGUGAUGUAGACUUCCUAGUGGUGGACACCCCUCCUGGCACCUCUGAUGAGCACCUGUCAAUUGUCCAGUAUUUGAGUAACACACAUGUUGAUGGAGCUAUUAUCAUAACCACUCCUCAGGUGAGAGAUGAAAUCAGUUAACAUUUCUUGACACUGGAAUAAUUUUGAAGACAACUUAAUUAAUUACUCAAUAACUUUGUAAGGUGGCUUUCGUCAACAUUUUAACCAAGUUGUUAAGUAUAAUGACUCAACUGUAAAAGUGAAUUAUUUCAAACUUGACACUCCAGUUAUAGAUCAGUGAAAAGAAAGUACAAUUUAAUGUAUUUCUGAUUGUGCCUCUUGAUAGUUGUCAGAUGGUGACAUUGUAGUGAAGGCAAUGGAAUUCCUGGGUGUGGUUUAUCUUCUAAUAUCUUUCUUUUUCAGGAAGUCUCGUUGCUUGAUGUACGUAAGGAAAUUAAUUUUUGUAAAAAAGUGAAAAUGCCUGUGAUUGGAGUGGUGGAAAAUAUGAGUGGAUUUAUUUGUCCCAAUUGCAAGGUAUUUGUGUGUAAAAUUUUUUUACACAGUUAACAAUUGAUAAUCUUAUCUUGUAGUUUGAUACUAUGCAGUGACUUACUGCAGCAAAUUUGGAAAGCUGCCCCUUCCAAAUAUAAAUGAGAAUUGAUUUUAAAACAUCUUGCAAGUCAAAGGGUUAGUCAGUUGAAAAGGAACCAAUAGAGGAAACGCUGAAAAAGAAAAUUCAUAAAUGACAAUUGGAAUCUUAGUUUUCAUGACAAUCAAGUCUAGAAGAUUGAUUUCUUUUUGUAGACCUCGCAAUGAGGAAAAAAGGACCACAAAUAUGUGUGUGUAUCAGUGAUCUGAUUGGAAAGGCCAAAAUGUAGUAGGAAACUUGCGGGUUCAUCUGAAGUUGCUGUCAUGCUUGUUUUGAGAGGCAAAUCUGGUAGACUUGAGACAUUAAGAGUUCGUCGUAUUUGAAAUGCUUUGUUUUCGUCUUUGAUGCAGAAAGAGUCGCAGAUCUUCCCACCUACCACAGGAGGGGCACAGAAAAUGGCGGCUGAUAUGGAAGUACCCUUUCUUGGCAAAGUACCGCUGGAUCCCAGGAUUGGUCGCUGUUGUGACGAAGGAAAAUCAUUUCUAUCCGAAGUACCAGAAUCACCAGCUGCUAACGCUUACAAGCAGAUCAUUCAAAGUACGUUCAAUAAUUACUUUGCUUUCUCUUUGCGUAGUGAUUUACUACUGACAUAUACUAAUGCACAAUUUCGUGAUUUCAUGCUUUUUUGUGUGAUUCUCACGUUGCUACAUAUCUCCUUUUAG